UCAUGGGGGAGAUGUCCCUUGCAGACAGGACUGCAAGACCCGCUCCUGCCAGGUUGGACUUUGCCUCCAAACGUGGCGCAGCCUCUUCCAUUGUGACAUCACCCACUGCCGUUGUGUCACAAAGCAGCGUCAGCGCUGAGGUCGGCACAGCAGGGGAUAAGACCAGGGGUCUCCCUGCGCCUCGGUCACUCUCGAUCUUGAGGGAACCGAGAUCGCAGAGUUUUUGGCUCAUUCCUGAGCAAGGAAGAUGCUUGUUACCUGCACCUCAGCAGGUACCAAGGGACACACAGAGAAGGUUGAACGUCUGAACGGGACGAUGAAGGUUCUCAAGGCAACAACCCUGGUGCUGCUCCUUGGUAUCUUCUCUUUCGGUGUUUACCACGUGGGACGACUUGGUGCCUUAACCCCCUGGAGCACUGCAGACCUGAGCAAAGCCCUGCCCCUGCCAGACCAGCUCCGUGAGGUUCAGGAACAGCUUUAUCAUCUGCGCUGGAGCGCUAAGGAUGUGGCUGAGCAGGCUCUGCAGGAAGGACUGAAGCAGGCAAAGCUCCCAGGCGUUACCGGACGGGCUGUUCACGAGAUCAUCACUCAAGCCCUGGAGAAGCUGGAGGCAAUCCAAGUCCCGAUGCCGGAUUACGCCCUGAAAUCAGCAGGGGCAGCUGUCAUUCAUUCCAAGACUUCUCCAUCCUUCCGAACUGGCAAAGCCAAGUUCUUCUUGUACUCCCUGCCGGUGAUGGAUUACAUGAGGUCCCCUGAGCUUAUUCUGGAGCCAGACAAUCAUCCUGGCAACUGCUGGCCCUUCCCAGGAAGUCAGGGACACGUGUUCAUCAAGCUGUCCAUGCCAGUCAUUCCCAGAGCCAUCACCAUGGACCAUGUCGCAGGGACAGCAUUCCAUGGAGAAAGCAUCUCCGGAGCUCCCAAGGACUUUGCUGUCUAUGGCUUCAAGGAAGAACACGAGGAGCAGGGAAAGUUCCUGGGACAGUUCACUUUCCUGGCAGCACUGAAUCCCAGUCAGACCUUCCAGCUGAAGAACGAGCUCCCUGGGGUCGUGAAUUACAUCAGGCUGCAAGUGCUGAGCAACUGGGGCCACCCGGACUACACCUGCCUGUAUCGGUUCAGGGUGCACGGUGAUCCGCCCAAAGACGGGGGAGACACGGCAGUUUCAUCUGUCAAUAAAUUCCAUUAG
This is a messenger RNA of Columba livia (rock pigeon), 1186 nucleotides long. RefSeq names its product SUN domain-containing protein 3-like. Gene Ontology annotation, molecular function: protein-membrane adaptor activity. The record is from RefSeq and is a predicted model, not a curated record. Gene Ontology annotation, cellular component: meiotic nuclear membrane microtubule tethering complex; nuclear envelope. The transcript has 8 exons. NCBI's taxonomy places the organism in Eukaryota, Metazoa, Chordata, Aves, Columbiformes, Columbidae. Bases 248 to 1186 code for a protein of 312 amino acids.